AUGAUCUACGUCUUUAAUCGCAACGGCUGCAUCUUCUACCGGGAAUGGUAUCGUCCGAACCCGCCGAACACGGACGACCACAAGCUCAUGUUCGGGCUCGUCUUCUCCCUCCGCUCCUUCACCGCCAAAAUGGAUCCCAUCAAUGGUGCAUCAGGCGAUGGCUGCUCCUUCCAUUCCUUCCGAACCAACACUUACAAGCUGAACUACCUUGAGACCCCCUCAGGCAUUAAGAUAAUACUAGUAACUGAUCCGAAGAUGAGCGACCUCCGGGAUGCUUUGAAGCACAUAUACACCAACAUAUACGUUGAAUACGUCAUUAAGAACCCUCUUUAUGUGCCAGGCGAACCUUUCAGAUGCGAGUUGUUCAUAAAGACUAUCGAACAUGCGAAGAAGCAUCGAGCAGAGCCAGUGGUGUUGUCGGUAUUGAGAGAGAACCUCGGCAAUGCGCACAACUCGGUCACUCUCUUCCCAGCGCGCGGCGCCAUGAGCCACGACCGCCUUGUGUACUCGGGAGACCUGUCAGCCGAAGACUUCAGAGCUGUUAAACAGAUUCGCCCCCUAUUGCGCCUGGAGUAUCUCCGAGGUCAAAAUGCGGCGAACAUCAGGCACGGUUUGACGGGAGAGGUUCUUAUGAUGGUGGUGACAGAGGCGAGUGACGGCGAGUGGAACCAAAGGCCAGGAUUGAGUUUCAGGUGUGGGCUGGAGACCGAGGCUCGAGUGUACAGCAAUGGGCUGCCAGUAGGAAUCAACAUCUCCAGCAACUACCUCGCGAUCUCCCCACCCCCAGUCCAGCAAGAUGGGUCUAAUUUUGACUUUGGUCCAUCCAUGGUCGAAUUGGUGAAGACAUGGGAAAAUCGAGCUCUGGUGCUGUCGCACAGGGAGCCUGGUGGCUAUCCUGGGGCUAAAGUAGCUGCUUUCACUAAAGUGGGGGGUCACCGGGUCAAGCGAUGUGGCGAGAUGUCUCGCAAGCUGCGGUAUCUGAAAGAACAGUCGCUGAAGGCCGGGAUUCUCCCUACCCAACCUCGGACGCUCGACAAGGAUCUCGACCUGGAUGAUCUCGAGCUGAAGUUGAACGAUCUGGAGGCUGAGCUCCUGGAGAUCAACGGCAACGCGGAGAAGCUGCUCAAGACGCGCAACGAGCUCACGGAGCUCAAGCUCGUUUUGGAAAAGGCGGGGUCGUUUUUCGCGAGCGCCCAGAUGGGCGCGGCGGACUAUCAGCGGGAGAUCGUGCGCGUGUCGUCCAUCCGCGAGAGCGCAUCCAUGGACAGCCCUCUCCUGCUCGAGCAGGAGAUGGCGUCGGACUCGAGCAAGCGGCUGGGCUUCGUGACGGGGCUGGUGCCGCUAAGCAAGGUCGUGACGUUCGAGCGGCUGCUGUUCCGCGCCACGCGCGGCAACAUGUUUCUCAAGCAGGAGGUCGUGGAUGAGCCCGUGCUCGACCCCGCUACUGGCGAGCAGGUGGAGAAGGUGGUGUUCGUGGUGUUUUUCUCGGGCGAUCGCGCGCGCACCAAGAUCAUGCGGAUCUGCGAGGCCUUCGGCGCCAACCGCUACCCCUUCCCCGAGGAGCCCGCGCGCCAGCGCCAGAUGCUCGCUGAGGUGCGCGGGCGGCUGGGGGAGCUGCAGACGGCGAUAGACGCGGGCAACCGCCACCGCGACAACGUGCUCAACAGCAUCAGCGUCUACGUCGACCGCUGGACCUCGCUGGUGCGCAACGAGAAGGCAGUGUACCACGUGCUCAACCAGCUCUCCAUCGACGUCACGCGCAAGUGCCUCGUGGCGGAGGCCUGGUGCCCCACCUCCGCGCUCGUCAAGGUGCAGGAGGCGUUGGAGCGGGGCAUGGCGGCGAGCAACGCAGCAGUGAGCACCAUCUUCCACACUCUGCGCUCCCGUGAGGCACCGCCCACCUUCUUCCGCACCAACAAGUUCACCUCCGCCUUCCAGGCCAUUGUUGACGCCUACGGAGUGGCGCGGUACCAGGAGGCGAAUCCGGGAGUGUUCUCCAUCAUGACGUUCCCCUUCCUCUUCGCCAUCAUGUUUGGCGACUGGGGCCACGGCGCCCUCAUGCUGCUCGCCUCGCUCUACCUCGUGCUCAACGAGAAGAAGCUCGGCUCCCAGAAGCUGGACGACAUCACAGAGAUGGCGUUUGGAGGGCGCUACGUGAUUCUGCUCAUGUCCAUCUUCUCCAUCUACACUGGCUUCAUCUACAACGAGUUCUUCUCCCUCGCCUUUGACUUCUCCCUCUUUGGCGGCACCGCCUACCACUGCCGCACGCCCGACUGCCAUGACUCGGGCACAGCAGGGCUGGUGAAGGACGGGGCGACGUACCUGUUUGGAGUGGACCCGGCGUGGAAGGGGUCGCGCACGGAGCUGCCGUUCCUCAACUCGCUCAAGAUGAAGAUGAGCAUCAUCCUCGGCGUCACUCAGAUGUUUGCCGGCAUCAUCCUCUCCUUCUUCAAUGCCCAGUUCUUCAAGAAGCCCCUCAACAUCUGGUACGAGUUCAUCCCGCAGAUGCUCUUCCUGGGCUCGCUCUUCGGCUACCUCUCCAUGCUCAUCAUCCUCAAGUGGGUCACGGGCUCCCAGGCGGACCUGUACCACGUCAUGAUCUACAUGUUCCUCAACCCCGUCGAGCCGCUGGGGGACAACGAGCUGUUCUACGGCCAGGGCACCGUGCAGAUUGUGCUGCUCUUCAUCGCGCUCAUUGCUGUGCCGUGGAUGCUGCUGCCCAAGCCCCUCAUCCUCCGCGCCCAGCACAUCCAGAAGAUGGCAGGGCGCACGUACCACGCGCUGCCAGGCAGCGAGGGCGAGGCAGGGGCGAACGGGGAGGAGGGAGAGGGCGAGGAGGAGGAGUUUGAGUUCGGGGAGGUGAUGGUGCACCAGAUGAUUCACUGCAUCGAGUUUGUGCUCGGGGCCGUCUCCAACACUGCAUCCUACCUGCGUCUCUGGGCGCUCAGCCUGGCGCACGCGCAGCUCUCAGCGGUCUUCUACGAGCGAGUCUUGGAACCCGCCCUCGC
Molecule: messenger RNA, 3008 nt
Organism: Closterium sp. Naga37s-1
Lineage: Eukaryota; Viridiplantae; Streptophyta; Zygnematophyceae; Desmidiales; Closteriaceae
Source: the annotation of a GenBank genome assembly